Molecule: messenger RNA, 2122 nt
Organism: Condylura cristata (star-nosed mole)
Lineage: Eukaryota; Metazoa; Chordata; Mammalia; Eulipotyphla; Talpidae
Gene: ELK4
Product: ELK4, ETS-domain protein (SRF accessory protein 1)
Exons: 4
Coding region: 4-1305 (433 amino acids)
Biological process (GO): regulation of transcription by RNA polymerase II; cell differentiation
Cellular component (GO): nucleus
Molecular function (GO): sequence-specific DNA binding; DNA-binding transcription factor activity, RNA polymerase II-specific
Source: RefSeq, a predicted model, not a curated record
GCUAUGGACAGUGCCAUCACCCUGUGGCAGUUCCUCCUGCAGCUCCUGCAAGAGCCUCAGCACAAGAACAUGAUCUGCUGGACCUCUAAUAAUGGGGAGUUCAAGCUUCUGCAGGCAGAAGAGGUGGCUCGUCUCUGGGGGAUUCGAAAGAACAAGCCCAACAUGAAUUAUGAUAAACUCAGCCGGGCCCUCAGAUACUAUUAUGUGAAGAACAUCAUAAAAAAAGUGAAUGGUCAGAAGUUUGUGUACAAGUUUGUCUCGUACCCAGAGAUUCUGAACAUGGACCCAAUGACAGUAGGCAGGACGGAGGGAGACUGCAAAGCCUUCGGUGUCAGCCAUGUCGGCAGCAGCGCCAGAGACGUGGACGGUGCCGGUGCCGGCAGAGAGAAGCCGCCGCAGGCGGGGGCCAAGAGCUCAAGCCGCAACGACUACAUACACUCUGGCUUAUAUUCUUCGUUUACUCUCAACUCUCUGAACUCCUCCACUCCGAAGCCUUUCAGAUCUAUAAAGAUUGAGAAUCCAGCUGAGAAACUGGCAGAGAAAAAGUCUCAGGAGCCAACACCGUCUGUCAUCAAAUUUGUAACGACACCUUCCAAAAAGCCGCCCGUGGAACUUGUUGCUGCCGCCCUUUCGGCUGGCCCAAAUACCCCUCCAUCUCCAGAGGAAACGCUCCAAGCUCUGGAGACGCUGACUUCGCCCAGACUGCCUUCCCUGGAAGCCCCAGCCUCUGCAGCACCCGUGGUCGCUGCGGCUUUCCCCGCGCAGCCUCCUGUUGCGUCCAGCUCCCCUCUGCACGAGCCGCCCGGGACGCCAUCGCCCCCCCUGAGCUCGAACCCAGACAUCGACACAGACAUCGACUCAGUGACUUCUCAGCCAAUGGAACUUCCAGAGAACUUGUCUCUGGAGCCUAAAGACCAGGAUUCAGUUUUGCCGGAAAAGGACAAAACAAAUAGUUCGUCAAGAUCCAAGAAACCCAAAGGGCUGGAGCUGGCGCCCACCCUCGUGGUCACAGGCAGCGAUCCCAGCCCGCUGGGAAUAUUAAGCCCCUCCCUCCCCACGGCUUCCCUGACGCCAGCACUUUUCUCCCAGACCCCGAUCCUGCUGACGCCCAGCCCCCUGCUCUCCAGCAUCCACUUCUGGAGCACUCUCAGCCCUGUUGCUCCCCUGAGCCCCGCCAGGCUGCAAGGUGCUAACACGCUCUUUCAGUUUCCUUCUGUACUGAGCAGUCAUGGGCCAUUUACUCUGUCUGGCCUGGAUGGACCUUCUACCCCUGGCCCAUUUUCCCCAGAUCUACAGAAAACAUAACCUAUGCAUUUGUGGACUGGGAGAACCGAGGAAUCACACAGUGACUUUCAAGAUGAUUUCCUCUGAAGCAAGCAAGCGAGUGGUGGUUCCUGGAUGCUGACUACAGGCUGCUGUGACUGCUGUCUCUCUCUGAAGUGCCGCUGUAGGACUGCCUGUGCAGAGACUCAAGGUGGCCUGUGUAUAAAAUGCCUUAACUGGGGUCCAAACUUAUCUCCCUCUUUUAAAAAAACAUAUUGAGCUUUAUUUUAAAAGAAAUUUUGGUGGGGGUUAGCAGCUAGGUUUUGCAAAAGCCAUUAAGAACAUUUACUUCUUCUACCUUAUUGGGACCCUCUGGCCAGGAAAUAAAUUAUGCUUUGAUUAUAUUGUUUAAAGAAAUCCUAGUUAAGAGACUUGGUCAGAUUUAGGGCUAAGUGUACUCUGUUGAAUACCUGAAAGUAAGCUGGGCAGAAGCGGUGGUGCAAAGGGAUGACUCCCAUUUAUGCUGAGUAAAGUGGAUCAGUACCACGGGAGCUUCUAGUCUGCUGUCAGCCGUCCGCCUCGGCGCGCCACAGAGUCGUCUCACUCAGUUUGCUCGCGGUGGGCCCCGCACCUGUGCGGCCGUGUCUGCGCUGCCGGCAGAGCAGGGAGCUCGUCUAUAGGCUUGAAGACAGUGUUUGGGACACCAGUGAGGACGCGCGAGCUAGCACGGAGGUGUCUGCCCUCUGCGUGGUCUGGGCACACGGCCGUGUGACACAGCUUGCUAGGUGACAUGUUAAGGGAACACCUGGCUUUUGAAAAUUUGAGGCAUCUCUGAGUAAAGAAUUGUCUGAUUUGAAAC